Chrysoperla carnea is the source of this 1036-nucleotide messenger RNA. Its product is annotated as B-cell receptor-associated protein 31. Gene Ontology annotation, biological process: endoplasmic reticulum to Golgi vesicle-mediated transport; intracellular protein transport. The coding region runs from base 191 to 913 and encodes 240 amino acids. The transcript is spliced from 3 exons. Gene Ontology annotation, cellular component: endoplasmic reticulum; endoplasmic reticulum membrane. NCBI's taxonomy places the organism in Eukaryota, Metazoa, Arthropoda, Insecta, Neuroptera, Chrysopidae. The record is from RefSeq and is a predicted model, not a curated record.
UUUAAUAUCAUUUUUAUAUUACACCGUGACUCAUCUGAAUACAAGAAUUUAACCAUAUAAUUUUUUUACGUGUACCAAUAAAAAGGCAUUUGCAAUUAUUUUCUAAUUAUCUACAAGAUUAUAUUAAAAACGAAUGUUAUUAAAUUAAAUUUAUCAUUUUUUGUAAAUUGAUCGUUUCAAGUGAUACAAAAUGAGUUUACAGUGGGCAAUAAUAGCUGGAUUUCUCUAUGUAGAAAUCGCAAUAGUUUUAUUAUUAGUUUUACCAGUAGCUAGCCCCAAAAGAUGGAGUGCAUUCUUUAAAUCACGAUUUUUACAAGCAAUUGGAAAACAGGCUGGAAUUUAUUUUAUAGUAUUAUUAGCUGUUCUUGUGUUGUUCCUUUUAGAUGCCAUUCGUGAAAUGAAAAAAUACUCAUCACCCGAUCACAGCACUGAUGGCCAUGGACAUUUACACUUGGAUGCAGAAAUGCAAGGAAAUAUGCGUUUAUUCAGAGCACAACGUAACUUUUAUAUUUCUGGUUUUUCAUUAUUCUUAUCAUUAGUUAUUCGACGUCUUAUUCUGUUAAUUUCAACUCAAGCAUCAUUAUUGGCACAAGCUGAAGCAUCUAUGCGACAAGCACAAAAUGCAUCAACUGCUGCAAGAACUUUGAUGGCUCAGCAUGGCGAAGAAGCACAAAAUUCAUCAAAUGAAGCUCACGAUAAACAAGUGAGUAAAAAUUUUAAUUUAAUAAAAGUAUCUGCACUUAAAGGUUUAAUUACUGAUUUAGAAGAGAAAUUAGAAAAAGAGAAGAAAAAUUCAUCGGCAUUAAAAUCUCAAGCAGAAAGUUUGAAUAAAGAAUAUGAUCGAUUAACUUCCGAAUAUAGUAAAUUACAAAAAUCCAUUACAGCAUCCGGUGGCGAUAAAAAAGAUGAUUGAAUUCGUUAAUUUUUUUUCUUGUUAUACAUUUUUUUUUUUAUUAACUAUUUAAUUUUUAAAUUUAUUUAGUAAGGUCGUAUUUCGUAAAAUAAAUGCAAAGUAAAUAUUGCUUUAUUACAUUUA